CACACAAAAUUGAAAUCGAAAACCCACUCACCCACACACCAACAAUGGAGGCACACAAUGGAGAGAAUAUGAUGAACACUUUAUUCGGAGAAGACGAUGACGAAGAGCAAAGACAAUCGUCACCAUCAUCAUCGGCAUCUGCGUCGUCAUCUAAUUCUUCCGGUGGCGGCGGCGCCGCAGCAUCAUCGUCGUCAUCGGCGGCGUCAUCAUCGGGUUCAUCUUCGCGUUCUUCAUCAAGUAGAAGUAGUAGUGGCGGAGGCGGAAGUGGAAGUGAGAGGGAAGCUGAUGAGGAUGAUACUGGAGAAGUGAUUUCACAUAGUAAUAAUAAUAAUUAUAAUUAUCAUAAUGAAGAAGAAGAAUAUGGUUAUAAUGAUGAUGAUGAUAAGGACCUGUUUGGUGAUGAUAAUGAAGAUUAUGUUAAUACGCUUUCGAAAAGCCGUUUCCCUGUUCCUGUUUUGCCUCCUAUACGUAACACUAACCACCCAACAAGAGGAGGCUUUGGCCGGGGUCGCUGGCAAAACGAUAGAGGUGCUGGUAUCCUUCCGCGACCAGGAACUUAUCCCCCAAGGCAGAACUAUGGUUAUGGUUCCAAGUUUUUCAAUGGCCCUCGUGAUGAACGCUUUGUCUCUGAAUUGAAGUUUGCAAAGAGUGAAGAAACGUUAGCAAGAAAAUGUAUAGCUUUUCAAGAGCCAUGUGAACUCGCAUGCUUCAGUCGCGUUGAAGGUGGAGAUGUCUACUUCGAUGACCGCAGUUUGAGACUAUUCAAGCGUCUAAUUACUGAAGAUGUUGGGGCAGACCUGAAUGAAGGUUUUGACACUUUCACUGAGAAGAAAGAUUUGGGUUCUCAAGGUUUUGGUGACUUAUUGGCCAGUAUCAGGAAUAAAAAUAUACCACUUGAUAGAAUGCAUUUUGUGACUUACCGCAACAACCUCAAUAAGAUAAUGGCUACUGCUUAUCUUAGGAAUGAACCUUGGGAAAUGGGAGUUCACAAAAGAAAGGGGGUUGUGUAUCUUGACGUACAUAAACUGCCAGAAAGACCAAAGAGUGUGAUGGACCGGAAAAGGUGUUACUGGGGAUAUUGUUUCGAGAGUCUUGCCACUGAAGAUCCUAGGCGAUCUGAUGGAGAAGGGAUACAUCAUGUUGAUGCCAAUGUUGAAUAUUGUGCUGUAGUAAAGACAAAAUUAGGAGCACAUCGUAUUUUAAUGGGGGCUGAAAUGGACUGCUGUGAUUCAACUGAUGAGGGGAGGAGGUUUUAUGUGGAAUUGAAAACUAGUCGCGAGCUGGAAUAUCAUACAGAGGAAAAAUACGAGAGGGAGAAAUUGCUUAAGUUUUGGAUCCAGUCAUUUCUUGCUGGUGUACCUUAUAUUGUUGUUGGUUUUAGGGAUGAUAAUGGUCGUCUUGUUCGCACGGAAAGAUUGAGGACUAAAGAUAUUACACACAGAGUAAAAAUGAAAAAUUACUGGCAGGGUGGAGUGUGCUUAGCAUUCGCAGAUGAAGUCUUGUGCUGGCUCUACGGGACAGUAAAAGAAAAUGAAGACUACAUAUUGCAGUUUGCACAUCCUUUUAUGCGUUUGGAGCUUCUUCAAGCUCAGUCCUGUCCCGAUGCAAUAACAGACCAUGUUCAACAGUUAUAAUACCUAUUUGGAUGAUCAAAUUCUUAAUAAAGGGUAGCAAUUCCAUAGCGUAGCGCUGUUCAAUGAAGAGUAAGAAUAUUCCCCUUUUUCUUUUGCGGAUUUUUUGUAUUAACUGUAAUCAGCUGUAUAUUUAUUGAUGAUGCAAGAAACUACACCCCGUUACAUCGAGUCUUAUCAAAGUUAAGUUGUAAGGGGCAGUGUAAAAGUUUAACCGAAAUGGUUGCAACAAUUGGAAUUCUCAAUUUUGUUCUUUAAAACUGUGUUCUUGAAGGAAGUUGUCGUCCUUUCUGGGGGCCUAUUGGGAACGCCUCUUGCACGGUCUUCCAAAUCGACUGAAAGAGUUGGUUUUUUUUCCCAGGACUGAUGCUAGCAGUUGGAUUCAAUAUUAAAAAAUCCUUGUACGCUAAUCGGCUAUUAUACGUACUGAAAGUUUCAAGUACAAUAUCGGGUGUAACCAUCUCAUAUGAUUUGUAACUAGAUCGUCAUACUCUUCCGUGCUAUAUCUGGGGGAUUCACAAGGACAAAAGUUGUUAGUAUUACAGUUUCACAGACAUCUGAAGGUCUCUACUCCUUCAUGAGGAAGAAUGUCUUUGAAAUUCUAUUAUUUGUUCCUCCAAUGGGACUUUAAUGGUGAAUUAGAUCAUUGUCAAUUUUGCAGCUUUAGUAUUCUCUAGGAGAUUAGUUUUUAUGUACCCUACAAUAUGAUGAAAUUAUGAUUAUCAACUUUUAUGUAGGCAACAUAUUCAGUGUGCCAAA
Capsicum annuum is the source of this 2390-nucleotide messenger RNA. RefSeq names its product NAD-capped RNA hydrolase DXO1. NCBI's taxonomy places the organism in Eukaryota, Viridiplantae, Streptophyta, Magnoliopsida, Solanales, Solanaceae. Bases 45 to 1634 code for a protein of 529 amino acids. Gene Ontology annotation, molecular function: mRNA 5'-diphosphatase activity. The record is from RefSeq and is a predicted model, not a curated record. Gene Ontology annotation, biological process: nuclear-transcribed mRNA catabolic process; NAD-cap decapping. Gene Ontology annotation, cellular component: cytosol; nucleus. The transcript is spliced from 13 exons.